Echinococcus granulosus is the source of this 1134-nucleotide messenger RNA. RefSeq names its product 26S proteasome non-ATPase regulatory subunit. Bases 1 to 1134 code for a protein of 377 amino acids. Gene Ontology annotation, molecular function: structural molecule activity. Gene Ontology annotation, biological process: ubiquitin-dependent protein catabolic process. The record is from RefSeq and is a predicted model, not a curated record. The transcript is spliced from 10 exons. Gene Ontology annotation, cellular component: proteasome regulatory particle, lid subcomplex; nucleus; cytosol. NCBI's taxonomy places the organism in Eukaryota, Metazoa, Platyhelminthes, Cestoda, Cyclophyllidea, Taeniidae.
AUGGAGUAUCUUGAUGCACGAAUUAAGAACGCUAAGAGUUUUAAGGACGAUUGGACCCAAAUACGGGAUUUAUAUUCUAGAAAACUCUGGCAUCAAUUGACAUUGCAGGUUUUAGAGAGUCUAAACAAGCCUGGGUUUACGGCCUCGAUAGACUUAAAUGAAUUUGAUCAACAGCUUCUCAAUUCCAUCAAAGCGAAGAUUAAUCCACUUUCACUCGCUGAAAUUUUGGUACCGAUGAGCAAUGAGAUGGUGACAAAAGAUCCACAAAGCACCAUUAAAUUUCUCGAAGAAAAUCGCGACAAGUAUAUGGGCAUGAAUGAUGAGGCUCUAAUCUUGGCCCAGUCAACGAUCGGCAUGAUUCGUCUCCUCAUUCUUCAAGAUCUACCUGGUGCUCGUGAUAUUAUCGAAGCUACGGGUGACAUUUUGUCGAAAAUUGAUGGGGUCACUCCUGUCCAUUCGCGAUACUAUCGAAUGAGCUCUCAGUACUUUAAGCUCAUGGGUCAGCACGCGGAGUACUAUCAGGAGGCUCUUCGCUUUCUCGGUUGCACCGACUUAUCUGAACUCUCUGAAACGGAGAAACAGGAUUGGGCUUUCUCCGUCGGUCUCGCGGCUCUUCUUGGUCGGAAUGUAUACAAUUUCGGUGAAUUAAUAUCGCAUGAGAUCUUGGAGACGCUACGAUUGAAGCCGGAUGUGGCGUGGCUCGUGGAUCUGCUCCACGCUUUCAACAAGGGGGAUCUGGAUACCAUACUGCAGCUGCGGCCUCAAUGGUCGGCAGUAAAGGAUCUUUCGGAUGCGUGCGAGCUUCUACAGGAGAAGGCUCUCCUCCUCGCUCUCAUGGAGAUGUUCUUCCGCCGGCCGCCCAACCAACGCACUGUCAGCUUUACGGACAUUGCCAUGGCCACCAAAUCGCCGCUUGAUAAGGUGGAGGGCAUAGUAAUGCGGGCACUCUCCCUCAAUCUCAUGAAGGGACGCAUCGAUGAGGUGAAUCAGAAGGUCACCCUCACCUGGCUCCAACCUCGUGUUCUUGACCUCGAUCAGAUCACCAGUAUGGCGAAUCGGUUGGCGGAGUGGCAGAGGUCGGUGACAAUGGUGCGCGAUCUGGUCUCUGUGGACGCGAAGAAGUUGCUCGUUUGA